Molecule: messenger RNA, 5390 nt
Organism: Aethalodelphis obliquidens (Pacific white-sided dolphin)
Lineage: Eukaryota; Metazoa; Chordata; Mammalia; Artiodactyla; Delphinidae
Gene: NAMPT
Product: nicotinamide phosphoribosyltransferase
Exons: 13
Coding region: 666-2141 (491 amino acids)
Biological process (GO): NAD+ biosynthetic process
Molecular function (GO): nicotinamide phosphoribosyltransferase activity
Source: RefSeq, a predicted model, not a curated record
AACUGCAUCCUAAUACAGAUUUUCUGUGGAAUGAUGUGCUCGACAAGGGACAUGGAUUUAAAGAGGUAACAUCUGUCCAGUGUUUCUCUGCCUUCCAUGGAGGACCCUGUAGACAGGGUACCAUCAGCCCACAGGGGGCUGCAGCCUGUGUAUCCUGGGCCCUAAGAACAGCAGGUUGCCAACCCGUUUCCCAAGAUUGAGCGAUUACAACGAUGACAAACGUCAGUCUCACACCCUGUCAAAGACUUGGCUCGUUGCCGUUUACUUCUCGGCAAUAUUAGAUUCAACUAGGUCUUGUCCUUUGAUUAUCUGUGAGGAUUGAAUUCAACCCCCGACUUUGGGCGCAGUCUAUUUUCUCGGGGACAGUCUAAGCAUCCUCAAAGGAUCAAGAGCUCAGCCAUAGAGCCGGAGGAAAGCGGAGUCGAUGCGUCAGAUUAAAGGGGACCCCCAGACCUAUUCCUCACCGCCGCUCUUCAGAUUUUAAAGCGAGGGUUAGGAGGACCAGGAGGGACACGAGGGAUGGAGGCAAAAGGCUCGAUCCUUAAUCCGAGCCAGAGACAAAGAGCGGUGACUUAAGCAACGGAGCGCGGUGAAGCCCAUUUUUCUCCUUCCUCGCAGCCGCGCCGGGCAGCCCGCGGCGCGCGGCCCCUACACUCCGGCCCGAGAUGAAUGCUGCGGCAGAAGCCGAGUUCAACAUCCUCAUGGCCACCGACUCGUACAAGGUUACUCACUAUAAACAGUACCCACCCAAUACAAGCAAAGUUUAUUCCUACUUUGAAUGCCGUGAAAAGAAGACAGAAAACUCCAAAAUAAGGAAGGUGAAAUAUGAGGAAACAGUAUUUUAUGGGUUGCAGUACAUUCUUAAUAAGUACUUAAAAGGUAAAGUAGUGACCAAAGAGAAGAUCCAGGAAGCCAAAGAGGUGUACAAAGAGCAUUUCCAAGACGAUGUCUUUAAUGAAAAGGGAUGGAACUACAUUCUUGAGAAAUAUGAUGGGCAUCUUCCGAUAGAAGUAAAAGCUGUUCCUGAGGGCUCUGUCAUUCCCAGAGGAAAUGUUCUCUUCACAGUGGAAAACACAGAUCCAGAGUGUUACUGGCUUACAAAUUGGAUUGAGACUAUUCUUGUUCAGUCCUGGUAUCCAAUCACAGUGGCCACAAAUUCUAGAGAGCAGAAGAAAAUAUUGGCCAAAUAUUUGUUAGAAACGUCUGGUAACUUAGAUGGUCUGGAGUACAAGUUACAUGAUUUUGGCUACAGAGGAGUCUCUUCCCAAGAGACUGCUGGCAUAGGAGCAUCUGCUCAUUUGGUUAACUUCAAAGGAACAGAUACAGUAGCAGGAAUUGCUUUAAUUAAAAAAUACUAUGGAACGAAAGAUCCUGUUCCAGGCUAUUCUGUUCCAGCGGCAGAACACAGUACCAUAACAGCUUGGGGGAAGGACCAUGAAAAAGAUGCUUUUGAACAUAUAGUAACACAAUUUUCAUCAGUGCCUGUAUCUGUGGUCAGCGAUAGCUAUGACAUUUAUAAUGCGUGUGAGAAAAUCUGGGGUGAAGAUCUAAGACAUUUAAUAGUAUCAAGAAGUACAGAGGCACCACUAAUAAUCAGACCUGAUUCUGGAAAUCCUCUUGACACUGUAUUAAAGGUUUUGGAUAUUUUAGGUAAGAAGUUCCCUGUUACUGAGAACUCAAAGGGCUACAAGUUGCUGCCACCUUAUCUUAGAGUUAUUCAAGGGGAUGGAGUGGAUAUUAAUACCUUACAAGAGAUUGUGGAAGGCAUGAAGCAAAAAAAAUGGAGCAUAGAAAAUGUUUCCUUUGGUUCUGGUGGAGCUUUGCUACAGAAGUUAACAAGAGAUCUCCUGAAUUGUUCCUUUAAAUGUAGUUAUGUUGUAACCAAUGGCCUUGGGAUUAAUGUCUUCAAGGACCCGGUUGCUGAUCCCAACAAAAGGUCCAAAAAGGGCCGAUUAUCUUUGCAUAGGACACCAGCAGGGAAUUUUGUUACACUUGAGGAAGGAAAAGGAGACCUUGAAGAAUAUGGUCAUGAUCUUCUCCAUACUGUCUUCAAGAAUGGGAAGGUGACAAAAAGCUAUUCAUUUGAUGAAGUAAGAAAAAAUGCACAGCUGAAUAUCGAACUGGAAGCAACACCUCAUUAAGCUUUGUUUUAUGACUGGGUAUGUGUGUGCGUGCCUGCGUGUGCGUGUGUGUGUGUUUACGUGCAUGCACACACGUAUACACCUGUGUGUGUGAGUAUGUAAUACAUAAUGUUUAUUGUACAGAUGUGUGGGGUUUCUUUGUGUUUUAUGAUACAUUUCAGCCACAUUAUUUGUUGGUUUAUGGACAUACUGCCCUUUUCAUUUUUUCUUUUUUCCAGUGUUUAGGUGAUCUCAAAUUAGGAAAUGCUCUUAACCAUGUAAAAGAUAAUUGCUAAAGUAAGCUUUUUAGGGCCCUUUGCCAACAGAUAGUAAUUCAAUCUGGUAUUGAUCUUUUCACAAACAGAACCAAGAAACUUUUAUAUAUAACUGAAGAUCACAUAAAACAGAUUUGCAUAAAAUUAUCAUGAUUGCUUUAUGUUUAUAUUUAACUUGUAUUUUUGUACAAACAAGAUUGUGUAAGAUAUAUUUAAAGUUUCAGUGAUUUAACAGUCUUUCCAACUUUUCAUGAUUUUUAUGAGCACAGACUUUCAAGAAAAUACUUGAAAAUAAAUUACAUUGCCUUUUGUCCAUUAAUCAGCAAAUAAAACAUGGCCUUAACAAAGCUGUUUGUUUUAUUGUACAAUUUGAAAAUUAUGUCAGGACAUACCCAAUAGAAUUACUAAACCUCACUGCCCCUUGUAGAAUAUGUAUUAAUCAUUCUACAUUAAAGGAAAUAAUGGUUCUUACUGGAAUGUCUAGGCACUGUACAGUGAUUAUACACGUUGGUCAUUGUAUUGUACCAGUGAAAUGCCAAAUUUGAAAGGCCUGUACUGCAAUUUUAUAUGUCAGAUAACGCCUGUGGCUCUAAUAUGCACCUCAAGAUUUUAAGGAGAUUUUUAGAGAGAAUUUCUGCUUACACUCUAGAAUAUAUACAUAAAUGUAAAAUAUUGACAGAAAUGGAAGCAGUGUAUUUUAAAGUAAUUACACUUCUGAAUUUAUUUUUCCUAUUCUAUAGUUGAUAUGACUUAAAUGAAUUACUGGAAUGGGUAGUGAGUGUACUUAUUUUUAAUGUUUUGAUUCUGUUAUAUUUUUCAUUUUUUUCAAAAAUUAAAUUGGAUAUUCAAUUUUAUGGACAUCAUUUAUUAAUUUUAAACUGAAUCCCUCAAUAAAUAAUGCUCAGGCAAGUUCUUAAAUGAAGAUAAAUUAUCCCAAAUGAAAAGCAUGAUGACAUGAGUUUGAAUAAUCCGAACCAGAAGCGGAAAGUUGGCUAAAUUCGGUGUUCAACAUCAACGUGUUCUAGAGUGAUUAAACUGCUAGAUUCUGAGUCAGUCAUCACAUUGGACUAGAGACCAGGAUGUUUUAGAUGUCCUUUCUGUUCUACGGCAGAGAUUGGCCAGCUGUGGCCUGCAGGCCAAAUUCGGACCACUCUUUCUAUAAAUACAUAUUGUCUAUGGCUGCUUUCUCACAAGAACAGCAGAACUUGAGUCAUUGCAGUAGUGACCCUGUGACCCCCAAAGCCUGAAAUGUUUAUUAUCUGGCCCUUUACAGAAGUGUCAACCCUGUUGUAAGAAAAGGAGUGUGCCUUGAGACGGAGCUUUUCGCUCUUUUGUCUUUUCUCAUUUAAGAAUCUGAUAUUAGAAGAGUAUUUAGAAAAGCUUUAACAACAUGACAUUAAAAGUGAAAUUUUAAAAAUGGAAAAGCCAUAAAUCAUUUGGCCUAAACAGUUACAUGAGAAAAUAUUUUCUCACUAGAGUAAUCUAAUUAGAAGCGAGUUAUCGUUAUUAAACAUCUUUUAUAAGCAUUAUUAAGAAGAAUAUGAGAUUUUGCAGAUGAUUCUAAACACCUGUCUAAUGAGAACAGUAGGCAUCAUUCACACUUCUAGUAAGAGUUUUCAUCCUGUAAUCCCUGGUAGAAAAUAAUUUUAAGCUGAUUUAUUAUUUUUUAAAUCUAAGUAAAGAGCAGGAGUAUUAAGAACACACCUUUCUUCACAAAAUAUGCUAAGGGGCUUAUAGAGAAGAAAAAGAAACUAUUACCAAUAACAACUUUGAUAACCACCCAUAAUUUUGAUUUUGCUGAAACACUGCAAUUAUACUGCAGAUAACAGUCUUUAUACACUGUGAAUUUCAGCCGUUUCAGAGUAUCUAGAGGAGUUUUAUUUUAAAACUUUCAGUGAAUGCUAAAAUCUGUACAUUUGUACAUGGCCAUAGAUUGGGGGAUGGAAUGAUUAACUGUUAGCUCUUAGCCACUUGGAAUUGAUUAAUCCUGAAUCUCCAUCACGUAAGCACUUAGUAUUUGACCAUCCCCAUUCUGAGUAGAAACUGGGUGACAUGGAUAUCAAAUAGAACUCUGUUGUGUCACCCUUAAAUUAGCCUGACUCUUGCAGACAAAAGCAAAUGGCAUGUGUGGGUUUGCUCAAGUCAUUAGAUUUGCAGUUUACAACAGUCAGUCCCCCUCAGUUCAUAAUAUCCUGAAGUAUUAUUUGUAUUUUAAAUAGGAGAUAGGAGUUCUGCGUUAAGACUCUUUAUUUGUACUCUAUACUUAAAGUAAAAUGGUUUUAAUGAUUAUCCCUUAUUUCCUUUCUUGAAAUAAAUUGUCAUGAAAAACAUUUUAUAAUGAAAUCCAUCUUGGAAAACUAGAAAGAGAAAAAUGGCAAGGUAAUUAUUGUUCUGUUUGCCAUAAUUUAGAAUUCAAACUUAAACAAGUAUUUUGUAGUUUUACAUUCCUUUUUAACCCAUCUAAUGGAGAAUGUCAGCUUUUCUCCCAAGUUGUAUGUUAAAUCAAUCUAAUAUGUAUUCAACAUCAAAGAUAAACAUGUAAUAAACAUGGAAAUAAAGUUUAGCUCUAUUAGUGAAAUGUUAAAUUUGACUGUGUGCUUCAAAUAAUGGCAUUUACAGAGUUACCUUUUUUAGGUAUUCUUCCAGUUCAAAGAAUUAGAGAAUGAAAGAGGGAGAAACAUCUAGGAUGCCUUACUUUCUGCCUUGUGCACUCUAUGGCAGUGCCUUUUACUAAGGACACUGGAGGAAGAUCAGAUUUGGGGGCAAAGAGCACAAUUCCUCAGGUAAGAUUUGAGAUGCCUUUGAGACAUUUAAAUGUGGAUUUUAGGUAGCUGGAGAUACUGAUUUGGAUAUGAAUGUGAUGUAUAGACGGUCAUUGGAGACUCAAGAGAGGAUGCUUCUCUAGGCAGAGUAUAGAGUAUGGCAUGGCAAACCACAGGCUAUAGGCCAAAUCCAACCCACCGUCUGUUUUUGUAAAUAAAGUUUUAUUGGAACA